This is a messenger RNA of Knipowitschia caucasica, 1410 nucleotides long. The record is from the annotation of a GenBank genome assembly. Lineage: Eukaryota; Metazoa; Chordata; Actinopteri; Gobiiformes; Gobiidae.
AUGGAGGAUUUGGGGGAGCCUGAGCCUAACUACCCUCUCAGUCCUCGUAUAGUUGUGUUUGAUGCUCUUCUGGCUGACCUGGAGAACAGCAGCUCCCCUCUGGCUCAGUGUCCGGUGCUGUUGACGUCUGAGCCUCCUCUCAACGAUGACCCGUCGUCCCAGGACACCCCCCAGGUGCGGCCCCCGCCUCCCGCCUACACCCCCCAGCAGACGGUUUCCGCUGCAAUGAAGUCAUCACAAAAUUCGAACCCCGAUAAACUUUACAGCACCGUGAACAAGCCUCGCUCUCCUCGUGCUGCGGACCCCCCUCCAGCGUUCUCCUCCUCCUCGCUGUUGGGAGGGGGCCUGAGCGAACUGGAUCAUCUGCUGCAGGAGCUAAAUGCCACACAGUUUAACAUCACCGAUGAGAUCCUGGCCCAGUUCCCGUCUCCGAAGAAAGAUGAUAAACCGAAAGACAGAACUCUCAGCUCUGCCAAACCCUCCGCCACAUCGGCCACUCUGGAACUCGACAAACUCAUGGCGUCGCUGUCGGACUUCAGAGUCCAGAGCACACCUGUUGCUCCCGUUGCGCCUGUGUCCCCCCCCUCCCCUCCGCCCGCCUCGGCCCCCCCUCAGGCAGCCUCUGGGGGGUCUCUGGACAGCAUGCUCGGCCUCCUGCAGUCAGACCUGACCAGACAAGGAGUCCAGACCUCCUCCAAAGGGACGUGCACGGCUUGUCAGAAACCUGUAGUGGGACAAGUGGUGACGGCGCUCGGGAAAGUGUGGCACCCGGAGCACUUUGUUUGCACUGAAUGUGAGACGGAACUCGGCAGCCGCAACUUUUUUGAGAAGGACGGUCGGCCAUAUUGCGAGUCCGAUUACUUCACGCUCUUCUCGCCUCAUUGUGCGCAGUGCAACCAGCCAAUCUUAAAUAAAAUGGUCACUGCCCUCGAUAAGAACUGGCAUCCAGAGUGUUUCUGCUGUGUCAAGUGCUCUCGAGCUUUUGGGGAAGAAGGUUUCCACGACCGCGAGGGCCAGCAGUACUGUCAGCAGUGUUUCCUGGCUCUGUUUGCGUCGCGCUGUCAAGGAUGCAGCGAACCCAUCCUGGAAAACUACAUCUCAGCCCUCAACUCGCUGUGGCACCCGCAGUGUUUCGUCUGUAGAGAGUGUUACCGUCCCUUUGUGAACGGGAGCUUCUUCGAGCACGAGGGGAAGCCUCUGUGUGAAGCCCACUAUCACCAGUCUCGUGGCAGUAUGUGUCAGGCCUGUCAGCAGCCCAUCCUGGGGCGCUGUGUCACUGCCAUGGGGGCCAAGUUUCACCCACAUCACCUCGUCUGCCACUUCUGCCUAAAACCUCUGAGUAAAGGCUGCUUCAAAGAGCAGGAGAGCAAGCCCUACUGCCACCCCUGCUUCAUCAAACUCUUUGGAUGA